AUGUCUCUUUAUACCUGGAGUCUUGAUCGCAAAACCUUGGGCCUUGGGUGGCUGCCGUUCCACUCGACGAUGGUCCACUGGAGAUUCUCGGACGCGGUGUACGCGGUGCUGGUGAUUCUGCUGGACGGGCUGAUUUUCGAGCGAAUUGAGCCGUACCAGAGACAGUUCACCGUGAACGACCUUACAAUCAGCCAUCCGUUUGCGCCUGUCGAGCGCGUGAGCGGUAAGAUGCUGCUUUGGAUUGUCACCGUUUCUCCGCCCGUGAUUAUCGCUUUUUGCGUUCUGUUGCUCACCCCUAAACAGCACAAGUUCUAUGUUCUCUACGUCAGCAUACUAGGACAGUUCGUUGCCCUGGGAACGUGCGUGUUUGUCACAGACGUGUUCAAGAACUGGAUUGGCAGGUGCCGGCCCGAUUUCCUCGACAGAUGCCAGCCAGACCCGACAGCGAUCAAAGAUACCCUCUACUACGCAAAGGAGAUCUGCACCACCAAGUACAAGCAAAGGCUCCUGGACGGUUUCCGCACCACCCCGUCGGGCCACUCCAGCAUGAGCUUUGCAGCAUUGGGCUACACGUCUCUCUGGCUCCUGGGCCAGCUGCAGGCUACGAGAACCGAAGUGGGGGCAUGGCGGUCUGUCGUGGCCAUGCUGCCCGCGUUGUAUGCUUUCUACGUGGCCAUGUCGCGCACACAGGACUACCGCCACCAUUUUGUGGAUGUGCUGCUCGGCUCGGUGCUCGGUUCGCUGCUGGCCUGGUGGUCCUACAGAAGAGUCUUCCCGGCCGUAACCAGUCCCAAAAGCCACCUGCCGCACGCCCUGACAGAUUCCGAGCACACCUACUCCAGACUCGGCAAUGAGACUUACCCGCUCACGUCGCACCCCGAUGACGCCAACUCUGAGAUCCGCUCCGCUGUGUAA
This is a messenger RNA of Ogataea haglerorum, 915 nucleotides long. RefSeq lists its product as uncharacterized. The record is from RefSeq and is a predicted model, not a curated record. NCBI's taxonomy places the organism in Eukaryota, Fungi, Ascomycota, Pichiomycetes, Pichiales, Pichiaceae. Gene Ontology annotation, molecular function: phosphatidate phosphatase activity. The coding region runs from base 1 to 915 and encodes 304 amino acids. Gene Ontology annotation, biological process: phospholipid metabolic process. The transcript has a single exon.